AUGUCGGUUUUGAGUAAAGGAAUGAAAUUUGACUGUGAUCGUAAAUUUUUAACGUUCUUCAAAAAAUACCAAAGGGAUAAAAGACAGCUUUUCACUAAGAGAAGUUCAAUUUCGAGCCAGGACAAACAAGUCGCGCACAGAAAUAUUAAUCGAAAAAAGUUUAAGUAUUACACUGUCCUGUAUUGCUGUAAGUACGGUGGACAUGAAUAUGAAUCACAAUCAAAUGGAGAACGGAAACGAGGGACCAGAAAGAUGGGAUGCAAAGCAAAAGUUAGGGCUACUGUCGAUAAAACGGGCCGACAUCUCGUUAUUAGGAAGGCGGACCUGAUCCAUACAGGACACGAUGACCUCGAGGAAUACUUUGAUACGCUCCCAGAGAACAAAAGACUUUCGGACCAAACUACUCAAUAUGUUCUCGACACAAUGAAAUUCGAUCCAAAAAAGGCCAAAUUGUUCGAUUAUUUGGAAACAAAAAAAACGUACAAUGGGAUUCAAAAGAUCUUGCAAACU
Molecule: messenger RNA, 510 nt
Organism: Brenthis ino (lesser marbled fritillary)
Lineage: Eukaryota; Metazoa; Arthropoda; Insecta; Lepidoptera; Nymphalidae
Source: the annotation of a GenBank genome assembly